Vittaforma corneae ATCC 50505 is the source of this 243-nucleotide messenger RNA. RefSeq lists its product as uncharacterized. The transcript has a single exon. NCBI's taxonomy places the organism in Eukaryota, Fungi, Microsporidia, Nosematidae. Bases 1 to 243 code for a protein of 80 amino acids. The record is from RefSeq and is a predicted model, not a curated record. Gene Ontology annotation, molecular function: protein heterodimerization activity.
AUGAGCACGUGCAAAGGCGUAGUCAAGGAUGUCCAAAAGCAGGCAGAAAUGCUGAACAUGAAGCUUUCAGGUGAAAUAGCGGAGUCAAUAGCUCAGAAAACAGAGUGCUUUAUUGUCGGGCUUCUUAAAGAGGCUACUGAGAUUUGCAAUGAGAACAAACGAAAGAUUGUGAUGCCAGAGGAUAUAAGGCAGACAAUAAGCAGAAGAGGAUUAGAGAUACUCUAUCCAUUAUUUGAUGAAUAA